This is a messenger RNA of Nasonia vitripennis (jewel wasp), 5901 nucleotides long. RefSeq lists its product as uncharacterized. Gene Ontology annotation, biological process: chemotaxis; neuronal signal transduction. The coding region runs from base 1631 to 4909 and encodes 1092 amino acids. The transcript has 5 exons. The record is from RefSeq and is a predicted model, not a curated record. Lineage: Eukaryota; Metazoa; Arthropoda; Insecta; Hymenoptera; Pteromalidae. Gene Ontology annotation, cellular component: rough endoplasmic reticulum membrane; nuclear membrane. Gene Ontology annotation, molecular function: microtubule binding.
GUGCUGCGAAAUAGCCGUGCGCGGAUCAUCGCUUCAAAACGCUUUUAACCGUAUACCUAACAGUAUCUAAUCAAUUCGUGCAACUCAUCGACGCGCACGCAAAGUAUUAUCGUCCCGUAUUAGGCGCUGCACCUACACAUGCAUAAUCCUCAAUAACGAGCUAAAAGCAUCGCAAUCCGCGUCGGGAGAAGAAGAGAGAGGGAAUCAGGUUCCCUUCCCGUUGCGAAACUGGUUCUUUGUGUUCCGCGGUUCCAAGUAGUCCGCGUGAGAAGACGACGUGACCGCGCGGCGCUGCUGAUGCACUGCACCGUGCACGAGUAUUAUUCGAAAACACGCGGGAUGCAACGGUCUCACGCGCGCGCAUACGUAGCUAUAAAUUAUACAGGCUGUACUUGACACACACUUUUCCGCGCUAUGCACUCGAUCCGGAGGCAGGCGCCCGCACAUGUUGUAUCUCGCUUAUCGGCGCCGAGAGAGAUGCGUCCCUCGUCUUCUGCAGGAGUGCGAGAAGAUCGUAAACGCUGAUUGCGGUAUAUUAACACUUGACGGAAGAGCAAACUUUGCGAGCUGCUGCUGCGGACAAAGGCGCGCCAUUACAAGAGAUCGCCCGGUGCAAUGACACUCGGCGACGGCGCGCAAUACGGCAACCCGAAGAAAGCAAAAAGGCUCUAGGUGCCUUAUAACCAGUUAACCAGCAUACGCACACAUAUGUAACGUACGGUACACACGUACGCGCGAAAGCAGCGGCGGCAGUUUUCUCUCGCACAGCGAGUAAGUACACACGGAGUGUACAGAGAGCAGGGAGCGAGAAGCGGCGGCACAGGAACCCCAUAUGUAGUCCUCCCGAUCACAGUCUCUCGCGCACAGUGCGCACGCACACUCCCACGCGCAGGUGCUCUCUAGCGCGGAGCUCGCUCUCACUCGGCGGCGAGAGAAAAGGACGCAAGUUCGCGCAUACACACUACUGACGUCGACGCGGCGAGCUUGACACUGUGUACACAUACUUACUCGCGACUCUGCAGCAGCAGCAGCAGCACAGCAGGGUUGGGCGCUCGGCAGCACGGGAAGAGCAGUGUAGUGGGCCAGCGGCUCCGACGCUGCGACGACGAGCUUCAAUGGAGAUAUUAUCCACUGCGGCGGCGGCGAUAACGCAUCGUAAUUGCAGUGCGUGUACAGUGAGCGUGUUUACGCAGCUUGUGUAGUUCGACGUUCGAGUAUAUAACAAGCAUACGCUGCGUAUAUGCAGAUCGGCGAGAGAUCAAAAAUGAAAGUGCCGCGGGGAGGAGGUGUAGCCGUCGCCGCUGCUGCCGCCCGAGCACAACACAACAAUCAAAGGAAAUGGAAUUGAAAUAGAAAGUUUAUACUCUCGGUGCGCGCUGUAUCGAAUAUAUAAAUCGUGUAUCCGUGGGCUGUACAGCUAAAUCGUGUAUACAUACAUAAAGGCGCGGGCGCGCGCGCGCGCACACGCACGCAAGAGUAUAUAAUCUGCGCGCGGCCGGAGCCGAGGGGAGCAGCGAGACAAACGGCGGGAGCGAGAAAAGGAGAGCGCGAGCAAGUGCGUGUGAGAGAGAAAGAGAGGGGCAGAGAAAGGAGAGAAAGGGAGAGGCUCGCGCGCGCCAAGCUCGGGAAGAUGGCUUCCAUCGGCAGCGGCGGCGUUGUCGGCACUGCCGCCGAACUCACGAGUCCGACCUCCUCGACCUGCAGCAGCGUCGACCUCGUCGAAGUGCCCCAGUGGAAGCGCGAGCUCAUCCAGCGACGCAAACAGAGAGAGCUCCUCGGCGCUGCGGCCAGCAACGGCGCUGCUACCUCUACCUCGGCCAGUUUAGUUAGGUCGUCCACCGCUACCACCACCACCACCUCCUCGCGUACCAGCGGUAGUGGGGCCGCGCCGGACUCGCCGCCGAGCAACAACGCGCCAGCAGCCAUACCGUCGUCGGCCGACGAUGCUGCAGCGCCUCUAGCAGCAGCAGCAGCCUCAGAUAUGCGUCUCGAAGCGCCGGACGCCGCUCCGUUAUCUACCGACGAGGACGAGCUUAUCGGUGGCAGGCCGCCAGCCAGCGGCAAGUGCAGAGCCGCCUCCAAGGAAGUCCUCGACAUCGUCGAGCUCGCCAACAAGAUGCGGGCCACCAACAACGCCAAGCUCGACAUCGUCGCGCCCUCCAGGACCAAGCAGCAGGAGGACUGCGAGAGCGACAGCUCCGAGGAGCUGCAGUACGGGCCCGGAAUCGUGCACAAGCUUCGCAGCAAGUACCUCAACAUGACUCUGCGAGAGAUGAACAAGAACCGCGCGUCGGUGCAGUGCUUCAGGAGAGCCGCGAGUCUCGAGGACCUGCUGGACCACAAGGACGAGGCUGCUGAGAAGACCAGGAGGUAUGCCAAAAAGAACGUCACAGGCGCCGCCGCCAAAGUCGAGAGGUACAGGAACGCCGCCCGGGGCAACGAGUCCAUGAAGAGGGCCAGGAGCGUGGAGACUCUCAUGAGGUACAACUCUGCACCCGAGGAGGCUGUCACCCAGAACCACUCCAGCCGCCUUGCGCCCAAUAUCUUCAAGCAGGAGAACGAUCACAUUAUCCUGGUCGACAGAACCACGGUGAAGAUCGAGAACCGCCUUGACAAGGACAGACUGAAACCCAUCAACAAGCCCAAGAGAGUGAAGCCCGUGCUGGCAGACACUGAGAGACCACCGCCGGAUCUAGUCAAAAACAACAUGCGCAUUUUUGAGAGCUCUUCUGUCAAGAAGCUCAAGCCCAAGGGUGAAGUCGCCGUGAAAGUUGCUACCUUUAAGACUAUUAACGACACGUUCAAGGCUCAAAACCAAAAGAAAAUCAUUCCAAAGCCGCCUCUACAACCAAAACCCUUUGUCAAUGGUAAUUCCAAGAUGUCCACUUCUCCCAGGAAGAUAAUCAUCCAGCGCAAGCCUACUGCUGAGCUGAUUGAACAGCAGAACAGUCAAGAUUCGUAUCACAACGACGGUGUCAUCACGGAGCCUAUAGUGCAGUCCGUCUCCUCUGUAGUUAGCAAAUUCCAGCAGAUAGAGAAGUCUUACUCUCCUUCUUCGUCGCCAGAGCCUUCUUACAACAAGUUCAAAUUCUCGCCGGUACCAAGCCCAGAGCCCUCGGCAGUAAGAGCAAAAGUGUCUUCACUAGAUAUAAAAUCACCCACGACAACACCAAUUCCAUCGCCAAGAACUUCACCACCCAAGAUCCAAUCACCAUUGUCUCCAAAGCCAGAUAUACCGAAAUCACCUUCCAGUUUCAUGCAGAAGCCUAUUGUGAAUUCUACGCCAAUUUCAAAUAAUACAAACGACCAACCCAAACUUCCUGUACCGGAAUUGCCAAAACUCGAUUUUGAAAAAGAGAAGGACGAGCCUUCUGUGGAACAAGUGCAAGAAACUACGGUAGAAAUGAAUAAUCAAAAUGCAGAAGAAGCUGCGAAUGAAGUGUCUAAGCUAAGUGACUCCACUCCUUCUUCACCAGGAUCAACUGUGCUCGUUGAAAGUUUUGAUGAAAGUGUAGAAUCAGUAGUUGAUAGCCCUAGAACAGUUUCUAAAUCUGCUUUGGAUAAUAUAAGUAAAGCAGGAAUGACGGUGCAGUUUAGUUUCAACGAUCAUCCUGCGAUCAAGAAUUACUUGCCCAGGUCUGCCUCCACUCCACAGCCAGCUGAGGAAAAUUCUCCAGAGAGCGAGGUUGCAUCAUCAAAAUUAGUAGAAGAGAAAUGCAAGUCUCCCUGUUCUCUGGAAUUGGAGAGUGUAGCUCUUGUCUCGGAAAUCAUCUCAACAGCUGCCGAGUCUCCCACUAAACCUCAGGAGAGACUCCAGGAGGAGAUAAUGGAUGAAAUUAUUUACAAAGAAGAGAAUGUCAAUAUUGUUGAGAACAAGCCUAUUGGCGCCAUCUCAAGCCUGAGCCUUAUCAAAUCAACGACCACCACAAGUUUUUCACAAGGUAACGAAUCGAAAACCAUAAGAACCCAAAAGUCAGAGACGUCAAACUCGCCACCUCAAAAGCAAAUAGGCAUCAUCAGACCUUUGGUCUCCACCAAGACUCAGUUACCCCAACAGAAUCUAAGCAACCGGGAGAUAGAGAAGAACUUGAUCAACCGCGUGAAGAGCAUCGAGCAGCCCACAAAAGUAGUAGUGAGUUUGAAAAGUGCUGAGGAAAUACAGCCAGUGAAGAAAAAUAACUCCAGUGGUGGCCUUUGGGAUUCCAAGCCGUGGAAUCAGCAGAACAACACGAUGGUUUUCAACUUCAGCAACAGGAAAGAUGUUCCCGACUACAUCGAGAACGACGGCUUAAUCAUCAAGAGGAAGCGUGAUAAACCAAGGCAGUCCAGCGACAACAGCGGCGUGAUCGUAUCAAACAUCGACUCCGUCCAGCUGACCGACGACUCGGACACCGAGUACUCGGUGGGGCCGCCUUCCCCCUGCGACGUCGCCUUUUACAACGACAAUGUCCUCAUCAACGGGCGCAGCAACCUCUCGAGGACACCGCGCAACCACAAGCAUCGGAUCCAAUUCGACGACACGGCCACGCGCACCUUCGAAUACCCGAGCGAGGCCUCGAUGCUGCUCGAGGCCGAAGCCACCAGCAGCCUGGACGGCGAAACUUCCGCUUCCGGCGACGCGGCCGCUGGAGCAGCAGCCGCUCGCUCCGCCGGCCCCAGCGGUACUUUGCCCUCUCUACUCGGCGGAAGUGGUCUGGCGAGUUAUACCCCAAGCAAAGUCGACCUGGCUUCAGAGGGUUUCGAACUCGGUGUUACGCGGGCGACGAUGUCAACGUUGGCCUCGCCCCAGUCAGCGACACCACCUCAACAACUGCAGCAGCAGCACGAAGAGGACAAAGUGGACUACCUGAAGCCAUCGCAGGACCCUGGCACGUGGGGGCAGGAGACGGCGGCCGACAUGCUGUACUGAACAUACAUACAUACACUUGCAUAGACAGAUACGUUCGCCGGGCGCAACGAGGCGUUUCGAAUUUUUCUCGUUUCCUAGCGUGCAGAACCGCGCACACACAGACACAGGAAAACCGUACAGCCUGACUUUUUUCUAAUUAGGCAAUUAUUUCUAAUCGUGGAGAGAAAUAACAAGACGUCCAACCGGCUAACUUGGUACGAUUGGAAGAGAGUAUUAGAGGUUGAUUGCGAGAUAAUGAUGAUGAGUAUGAAUUAGGAGAGAAGGAGAUAAAGAGCUUUCACGGAGGGUGGACCGGUAGCAUUCCAUUAUACAAGCAUUUACUUACUAAUUUAAUGAAUUCCUCGUAAAACUGCCAAAAGCGAAAGACUUGCAAAAGUGUGCCGCGCGACGCGUCAUGUGUAGACGCGGAGAGCGAGCGCGCGCGCGUCCUCUGAUUGAAUUGGGUAUAUUAUAUCUUUCAUUUGCGCGAGGAGAACCGCGCCAACUGCGGCUUUCUUCCUCUUUUCGACGACUUUUCGCGCAACCGCAUUUACGAGAGUUGCAAUUAAAAAUACAAAACAAAUAAGGAAACAGCAGGUGAUAAAGAUUUUGAAACUUUUUGAGAUUAAUUUAAGCUAGGAAUGCUUUGAGCUAUACACAUUUAGUAAAAUGCCAGAGUUUUAAGAUGAAUUUUAAAAAUUAGUAGACGUAAGGACUUGCUAGAAUUAACGACGUUUGCGAGGCGGAAGAUUGAAAAGUAGGCUAAGCCAGAAAAAAAGGAACAAAAUACAAAAAAGAAUUUGAAUUCGUAAAAUUUUGCCGAUAUAAGGCAUAAGUUUACUUAGAAUAUUUCGUGUAUAGGUAUUAUGUACAAUAAGCCGCCGUUUCUAAGAAUGAAAAAUUGUAGAUUUGUACAUUUGAUGAAUUUUCGAUGCUAACAAAGCAUUCUUCACUCGUGUUAAGUGAUGUUGAUCGUCAGGAAGAAAAAAUUGUAAGCGCUUAUUGUUUGUAUU